Molecule: messenger RNA, 752 nt
Organism: Oldenlandia corymbosa var. corymbosa
Lineage: Eukaryota; Viridiplantae; Streptophyta; Magnoliopsida; Gentianales; Rubiaceae
Source: the annotation of a GenBank genome assembly
CCCUCCCAAUGGGCAAAAAGGUGAACUGGAGCUGGACCUCCGCCCUGGUCGGCGCCGCAACCGCCACGGCAGCGACGACUCUGUUCUCAAUGAAGCCGCGGGACCCAACGUUCCACCUGAUCUCCAUCAAGCUGACUUCCUUCGAGUUCAACUUCCCGGUUCUGGACACCGACGUGAUCCUCACCGUCCACGUCUCCAACCCGAACCCGGCGGCGAUCCACUACUCCUCCACCACCAUGUCCAUCUACUACGCCGGCUGCCUCCUCGGCUCGGCUCCAGUGGAAGCCGGGUCGCAGAAGGCGAGGUCCUGCAAGGUUCUCCACCUGCCGGCUCGGCUCAGCGGGAUGGAGCUGGCCCACCACGCCAAGCGGUUCCUGGCUGACGUGGCGAAGCGGGAGAUGGUGCUGGACGCGACGGUGGAUAUCCAGGGAGAGGCCAAGGUGCUGUGGUGGGACCACAAGUUCAAGGUUCACGUGGAUAGUCACGUGACUGUUGACCCUUUGUUCCUUGAUAUUGUUGACCAGAAAAAUAAAUCGGAAUUGUUGCUCUUUGAUGCCUAAUUUUUUCUCUUUUAAGUAUAUUUUUACUACAGUCUGUUUGUUUGUUUCCUUUUCUGAAUGUUAUUUUCAAAUUAAAAUAUUAUUAAAUAUCCAAUCUCAGCGUACAUUUUUACAUUUCAUAAUACACUUUUUUAUAUUCCCAAUACAAAAAACACCUGCCGUCCUUCUCUACCUCUCCAACCUUAAAACCCU